UCCUGGAUUCCCCGUCUCACGAAAUGAAGGCCGAUUUGUUUUUCCAAAUCAAAACUGCAAUUUGCUCUUUGUUUUUUCUUCUAUCUGCAUCUCCUCUCCCGCACCCGCACGCCGGCCUCCUAUAAAUCCGAUCGACGCCACCGUCUGUUCGUCCCCCAUCCUCACAUCCGUGUACGUGAGUCCCCUCGCGUCCCCAUACCUUUUCCUCCAACCGCGCGGUACGUGCGUGUUCGUUGGAGGAGCGGAGCGAAGAUGUCGACGUGCGCGGCGGACCUGGCGCCGCUGCUGGGCCCGGCGGCGGCGAACGCGACGGACUACCUCUGCAACCAGUUCUCCGACACGGCCUCGGCGGUGGACACCACGUACCUGCUCUUCUCGGCGUACCUCGUCUUCGCCAUGCAGCUCGGGUUCGCCAUGCUCUGCGCGGGCUCCGUCCGCGCCAAGAACACCAUGAACAUCAUGCUCACCAACGUGCUCGACGCCGCGGCUGGGGCGCUCUUCUACUACCUUUUCGGCUUCGCCUUCGCCUUCGGGUCGCCCUCUAAUGGUUUCAUCGGGAAGCAGUUCUUCGGGCUCAAGCACCUGCCCAAGACCGGCUUCGAUUACUCCUCCUUUCUCUACCAGUGGGCCUUCGCCAUAGCCGCCGCGGGCAUCACGUCGGGGUCCAUCGCGGAGAGGACGCAGUUCGUUGCCUACCUCAUCUACUCGGCGUUCCUCACGGGAUUCGUCUACCCAGUGGUGUCCCACUGGAUCUGGUCCGUCGACGGGUGGGCCUCCGCGUUCCGCACGUCCGGCCCGCUGCUCUUCAAGUCCGGCGUCAUCGACUUCGCCGGUUCCGGCGUCGUCCACAUGGUCGGUGGCAUCGCUGGGUUCUGGGGUGCGCUCAUCGAGGGCCCCCGCAUCGGACGCUUCGACCACGCCGGCCGCUCGGUGGCGCUCAAGGGCCACAGCGCGUCGCUCGUCGUGCUUGGCACCUUCUUGCUCUGGUUCGGCUGGUACGGGUUCAACCCCGGGUCCUUCAACAUCAUCCUCAAGUCGUACGGCCCCUCCGGGAGCAUCAACGGGCAGUGGUCGGCCGUGGGCCGCACGGCCGUGACCACGACGCUGGCCGGCAGCGUGGCGGCGCUCACCACGCUGUUCGGGAAGCGGCUCCAGACGGGCCACUGGAACGUGGUGGACGUCUGCAACGGUCUGCUCGGCGGGUUCGCGGCCAUCACCGCCGGGUGCAGCGUGGUCGACCCGUGGGCGUCCCUCAUCUGCGGGUUCGUCUCCGCGUGGGUGCUCAUCGGGCUGAACGCGCUCGCCGCGCGCUUCAAGUUCGACGACCCGCUCGAGGCCGCGCAGCUCCAUGGCGGGUGCGGCGCGUGGGGGAUCAUCUUCACCGCCCUCUUCGCGAGGAAGAAAUACGUGGAGGAGAUAUACGGCGUCGGCAGGCCGUACGGUCUGUUCAUGGGCGGCGGCGGCCGCCUGCUCGCCGCGCACAUCGUUCAGAUCCUGGUCAUCGCCGGGUGGGUGAGCUGCACCAUGGGCCUGCUCUUUUACUCUCUCAAGAAGCUCGGGCUGCUGCGCAUCUCGGCCGACGACGAGAUGUCUGGCAUGGACCUGACCCGGCACGGUGGGUUCGCUUACGUCUACCACGACGAGGACCCCGGCGACAAGUCUGGGGUUGGUGCGUUCAUGCUCAAGUCCGCGCAGACCCGUGUCGAUCCGACGGCGGUGACCAGCAACCCGCAGGUGUAAUCAAGACCAAACGUGAGAAGAAAUUACGCGUGCUUGACUUUCUCUUCUCGCGUCAUAUUUGAUCUCGUAUCUGCCGGUUCUGUUUGGGCCAAUGCUUUGCCAUUCUGGUGUUGCAAGAUCGUAAAACAAGAGUAGGAGGGACAGGUACAAGUGUUCUUGUUCUUGUUGGGGUUUCUGUGUACAUGCGCCGUUUAGAGUCUUGUGUAUUGUGGAUGGAAUAGGGAGGGGCUAGGGUUUAUCUUAGCUAAUAAUGCUGCUUUUUUUGUGUGGUGGAAUCUUAUGAUCACAAGGUGUGGUGGACUGCUGGUCAAGAUAGGUGGCUGCUGAUGGUUGAAACAAUUGGUGUGUUCUGUCCUGUGGUCUCUACCCCUCCAUCAAAACGUUGUCUUGUUCCUUGAAUCUAGUGGCUUUGGAGUGAUGCUUUUGUAUGGAGUACAUAUUUAUUUUAUAUUAUCAUAUUCUGAAUUCCUUUC
This is a messenger RNA of Phragmites australis (common reed), 2213 nucleotides long. RefSeq names its product ammonium transporter 1 member 1. The coding region runs from base 253 to 1740 and encodes 495 amino acids. The record is from RefSeq and is a predicted model, not a curated record. NCBI's taxonomy places the organism in Eukaryota, Viridiplantae, Streptophyta, Magnoliopsida, Poales, Poaceae. Gene Ontology annotation, cellular component: membrane. The transcript has a single exon. Gene Ontology annotation, molecular function: ammonium channel activity. Gene Ontology annotation, biological process: ammonium homeostasis; ammonium transmembrane transport.